Molecule: messenger RNA, 669 nt
Organism: Plectropomus leopardus (leopard coralgrouper)
Lineage: Eukaryota; Metazoa; Chordata; Actinopteri; Perciformes; Serranidae
Source: RefSeq, a predicted model, not a curated record
GAAAUCCGUCAGUGUGAUGUCAAAGCCUGAGAACAGCCGAGAGGCGGGUCUGAAGCAGACCAGGACGUCCAACUCCACAGCGUGUCUGAGCAAAAUGAAACAUGGAUGAGGAGGUCGCUGAAAGUUGGGAGGAAGCUGCUGAUAGUGGGGAAAUGGAAAAACGGUUAGAAGAGAAGCUAAGGAUCAGCCAGAAAGAAAAGGAGUCCAGCAAUAUAAACAUCCGAUCUCCACUGAGGACAACCAUGGUGAUACAGGACGACUCCCUCCCAGCAGCACCCCCACCUCAGAUCCGCAUUCUGAAGCGGCCUGCAAGUAAUGGGUCAUUGGGCUCCUCCUUGAAUCAGAACAGGCCCACACCGCAGGUCAAAUCUCUGGCCCAGCGUGAGGCAGAGUACGCCGAGGCCAGGAAGAGAAUACUGGGCAGCGCCUGCCCAGAGGAGACGCCUCAGGAUAAACCCAGCACAGACAGAGCAGGGCGCAAUAACUCUACAUUGCCUUCCGAGGACACCCGAUCAAACAAUCACACUGUCCGGCAACCAGCCGGCCCAGACGGCACCCAUGGGUUCCGACAGCACAGAUAAGUGGGCCCUGGGGCCACCCAGCCAUUGAGGGGAGAGAGAUAAAGGGCCACCAGAGAGCAAAGACAGCACUGUGUUCUUAAAACUUCCU